GUUCCAAGAUUUGAAUGGAUAUGAUUGAAAAGUCAAACUUCCCCCAAAUUUUUAGGGUUUGAGGGAGAUUAGCUCAAAGCUCCCACCACUUUCACCUGAUCAGUUUUCUGCACGGUGUUACCCACUCCUGGACUUCGCCGUCUCUACGGUCAACACCAUCGUUCCGCCAUAGCUAUCGAGCGAGAGAGCUAUUGCUUUGGCGGGAAAAGAGCGGCAGGCUCGUGGGUUGCCGCUAACCCACGAUCGAGAGAUUCGUGAUAGUGAAUCGACGAACUCAAGACUUUGGCUUUGAUUCUUGGCGUUCGCUUUUGAUCUCUUUCUUCAUUUGCAAAGGUGUCUGGAUUUCGUAAUUUGAGGUGUACUAGUGCAGGCUGUGCAGCAAACUGAUUUACUACUGGUCAGUGAAUGUAGUUAGAGUUAUGAUAUCUUCUUUUGCUUGUUGGGUUGGUGGUUCUGUUUCCAUGUGUCCACAUAUAGUUGGGUGCAAAGGAACCUAUAUUUUUUGAAGAGCCAAUAUGCCGUUUAAAAACCUAUCGAUAGUACGGAGUGUAAAAAAGCAUGGAUUCGAAAGAUUGAUUUUUGGCUGUCAAAGUGGGUGUCAGGAGUCGGUGGAGAUUUUGGUUGCUCAGGGUAGAUUGUUGUUAUCAGGCCAUUCAAAGCUGUUUCAUUCACUGCCAUCUGCAUCACUUGCUGGUGUGAAUGAUUUUGUUCGACCUGGAACGUUAGCUGCUGCUCAGGCAAAUCUACAUAUAGUUAAUCGAAGGAAGAAUCUUUCAGUUGUUGGCGCAUUUUCUCGUGCAAUUUCUAUUCCAUCAGUGUCAGGGCCUGCAUUUCAGGUCUGUGGCUAUCACAUUGAUCAAUUGAUAUCCGAUCCUACUAAGCUUUCUUCAGGCAUUGAAUCUCAGAACACACCAAUGGCUGCUUGUGGUUCUGGAUCUUCUCUUGUGGACUGUUCAUUACGUAAAAUUUCCUCCAGGCAUCUUCAACCUGGUGCAUCAGUGAAUAAUGCUAUUUUUAACAGCAAUAGAAGUUUCGAGAAUUGUAGGAAAGCUAGCAUGAGUUUGAGGAGUAAAAAUCAGCCCAAUUCCUUUUUGCUGUAUGGAUAUUUUACAUAUAUUGUUGCAAAGAGAAGUGGCAGUGUCAAUCCACAUGAAGGAUUUGGACUCAAUAGGUUCCACAAAUCAUCACCUGCAUGUUUCUCUACUGGCACUGCUCCUGACGUGUCCUUUGAUAACCCUGUGCAAAGGGGGCAAUAUGCAAAUUCAGCAGACUCUUCAGAAGGGAAGAUCCACAUUGGCAGGAACCUGAAGCUUAAUUCUGGAUCGUGUUACUUGCCUCAUCCUGACAAAGAAGAGACCGGUGGAGAGGAUGCUCACUUCAUUUGCGGUGAUGAACAAGCAAUUGGUGUUGCUGAUGGUGUUGGUGGAUGGGCUGAUGUUGGUGUUGAUGCUGGGCAGUAUGCACGAGAGCUAAUGUCUAACUCUGCUACAGCAGUUCGGGAGGAACCAAAGGGUUCCAUAGACCCUGCUAGGGUAUUGGAGAAAGCUUACAUCUGUACAAAAGCAAAAGGUUCUUCAACUGCUUGUAUCAUUGCCCUUACAGAUCAGCAGGGUCUCCAUGCCAUCAAUUUAGGUGAUAGUGGAUUCAUGGUAGUGAGGGAUGGAUGUACUGUUUUCAGAUCUCCUUCUCAGCAGCAUGAUUUUAAUUUCACAUAUCAAUUAGAAUGUGGCAACGCUGGUGAUCUACCGAGCUCUGGACAGGUGUUCAAAGUUCCAGUUGCUCCAGGAGAUGUCAUAAUUGCUGGUACAGAUGGCCUCUUUGACAAUCUCUAUAACAGCGAUAUUACUGCAGUUGUGGUUCAUGCUGCAAGAGCUGGCUUAGGGCCGCAGGUGACUGCUCAGAAGAUAGCAGCGUUGGCGCGUCAGCGAGCACAGGAUAAAAACAGGCAGACACCUUUCUCUACCGCAGCCCAAGAAGCUGGAUUUCGUUAUCAUGGCGGCAAGCUGGAUGACAUUACCGUAGUAGUUUCAUAUAUUACCAGCGACAACAAUGAAAACUCGUCGGCAUCACACAGAUCCAGCUAGCAGUUCCCUUCCAUCUGAUGUUGGAAGCCAAUGUUCCUUUUUAGCAUUAAAUCCAACUUUUUGCAGUCUUUUUCACAUGUCAGCAGCAGUGAAAACCUUAAAAAAGUGUCUAUAUAUGUGGGUGCUGAUGAUGAAAUUGCAGUGUCUCUUGUACAUACACACUAGUUUUGGCAGUCUUAUUCCAUUCUUGCCCCUCACUUUGUCUCCCAUUUUCUCGUUUUCUUGGGUAGCAAUGGUGGGGGGUAGUAUUAGUAAUCAGAAUAUGUCUGUGUUUGAUAUUUUGUAGUACCAAACUAUCAAGAACUGAGAACUUCCAUGGUUCCAUGCAUGAUUGAUUAAUGAUUUAUCAAAAGCUUCCUUCUUUAUAAA
Molecule: messenger RNA, 2453 nt
Organism: Ipomoea triloba (trilobed morning glory)
Lineage: Eukaryota; Viridiplantae; Streptophyta; Magnoliopsida; Solanales; Convolvulaceae
Product: probable protein phosphatase 2C 55
Exons: 6
Coding region: 516-2084 (522 amino acids)
Source: RefSeq, a predicted model, not a curated record